Salpingoeca rosetta is the source of this 2056-nucleotide messenger RNA. RefSeq names its product serine/threonine protein kinase. The transcript has 11 exons. The record is from RefSeq and is a predicted model, not a curated record. Gene Ontology annotation, biological process: protein phosphorylation. Gene Ontology annotation, molecular function: protein kinase activity; ATP binding. NCBI's taxonomy places the organism in Eukaryota, Choanoflagellata, Craspedida, Salpingoecidae. The coding region runs from base 320 to 2056 and encodes 578 amino acids.
UCCAAGGACAGCACACAACAACAACACUGGCAGACCAAACUGUCCGCAACCAGCGCAACAGCAGCACCUGAGCGAGUGCUGUGGGGUGGAGGUGUUGUUUGAGUUGUUCUCUGGCUGGCUGGCUAUUCGCAGAGCGCAUACUGGCUUGUGUGUGACAGCGCCCACGCAAAAGCACGCAGGGCUGGAAGGCCCGAUCGAAGCGAGAGGGAAGGUUUAACGCUUUAACGAUCGCGAGGGUGAUCAGUGUCAGAGAGUGUCAGUGUAUGGCGUGAAGUGCUGAGGAAGGACACCGAGACAGCGAGACCAGCAAAGCACCAAGAUGGACGAGAUGGAGGCGUGGAUGGCAGAGGCGGGGUUGACAGAUAGUGUGAAGGACACGAUUCGAGCUGUUGCCAACGGCAUGUCGACCACUAAUGUCAAUUUGAAUGCUGCAGGGCUCCAGGACAAAGGUACCAAGGCGCUGGCAAUUGCACUGAACAUCAGACCCAACAAUGACAUUCGGGUGUUCUUGGACGGCAACUCGAUUGGGAAGGAAGGCUGUGUUGCGUUGGCUGGUGCACUGCGCGGACACACUGGACUGCAAACGCUUUACUUGGGCAACAACUCGAUUGAGAAGGAAGGCUGUGUUGCAUUGGCUGGCGCACUGCUCGAAGGAAUUGGCAAGGAUGCCGCCCGCGCGUUCGGAGUAAAGUGGCCGAUGGAAAGCAACUACUGCCUAAUUCUAACUAAUUCUGAACGGCGGGCGUUUGACGAAGGGCAGCGCGUGCAAGACCAAGACAAAGUGCAGCAGGCACAAAAUGGAAACGACACCGCCGUUCCCCGUCCGCUUUCACGUGAGGAAAUUGAGCGCCUUCAACGCGACAUGCAGGAGGAGGACCAACAGCUGCAACGAAAAGGUGGACUGGUGGACAGUGAGGAAAUCGAGCGCCUUCAGCGCAUCAUCCAGGAGAAGGAUCAACAGCUGCAGCGCAAAGAGGAACGGCUGCGUCAACUGGAAGACCAAGCAGAGUCCUUCUUCAACCUCAACCUGGACCCAGCCCGCUUCACGACGAAGAAACGCGUCAGAGACAACAAGGGCAACCCCGUCAAGGGUGCGUUCGGCAAGCUGUACCGCAGCACGCUUGCUGGGCACGAUGUGGCGCUGAAGGAAGUGGACGAUGUUGAAGAGCGACCACGACUGCAGCAAUUGCUGACUGAGAUGUACAGCACGACAACAAGUGAUGGUGACAGCAAGCGUGUGUUGCGAGAAGUGGCCGUCCUUGCGUCGCUCCGCCAUCCGAACAUCGUGCCUUUCCUCGGCCUCUGUUACGACAACGACCACAACACGCUCUCCUUCGUGCUGAGCUGGGCGGAGAACGGGUCUCUGUACGACUACACACACGUGCACAAGAAGAACCUGAGUGAUGUUGACAAGCUGCGCAUCUUGAGCGAGGUGGCGGCUGCCAUGGAGUUCCUGCAUGCACACAACGUCGUUCACCGCGACCUCAAGUCGCCCAACGUGCUGCUGGACGCAUCCCUCUCUGCCAAGGUGACGGAUUUUGGCCUGAGCGCGUUCGUCUCAGAGGACGCAUCUACGAUGACACAUGUUCGCGGCACGCGGUUCUGGGAAUCGCCCGAGCAGCUUUUUGGACACGACAUUCGUGCAGACACGGACGUGUUCUCCUUUGGCUGCGUGGUGUGGGAGGUGUGGUUUGGCGUCGUUCCUUGGCACCACGGGCCGUACAGCAGGGGUGGCAUCACUCAAGCAAGUCUUGGCAUCAGGUACAGCAACCUCGAGUACCUGCCGCUUGAUGCAGAGAUCAAUGGACGGCGAUUGACGUCUGCGCUUCAGGCGCUGCUUUGUGUGUGUUUUGAUGCGAGCGGCAACCGGGUGGACUUUUCUCAACUGCACGCCGCCCUCAAGUCGCAACAAAGGGCAGCUCGUGAUCAGGAGGCGGACGAUUUGCGGGAACAGCACAUGCUGCUGCACGGACCACCAGAUGCGGUGUGGAAGUUUCCACAGCAGCUGCUGGCUGCGGUGGACGCAACGCGUCCACAUUGCACCACUUCAACUUGA